AGCAGCAGCAGCUGGUCUAUUCAUAAUACACUAUCACCACUUAGGAGUGUCGACCACGCCACAGCGCCUGCUGUUGCUGCUGCUCAGCUCUGGAUAUCUGCAAAAAAGUAAAUGACGAUAAUAAGAUUCUCCAUUUGGUUAACCUAAAAUCUUUCAUUAGACAUGCCCUAUGCCGUUUGAAUUGUAUUUCAUAAACAUGAAAAGAGUGUUCUAAUUAUAAAACGUCUCAGUAAGCUAUUUUAAUACUUACACGCAGGUACUUUCCUAAGCUUUUUUUAAAUGUUUAUUUUUAAUUUAAUGUUUAAUUCGUGUCACGCGCUUUCAGAUGUUGUUGGUAUUAAACAACAUGUGAAGGCAAUAUUACCAAACAUAUCUGUCUACAGACUAGCCUAUACGUAAUUUUUUGUUAUCACUAUUUUCGUUCUUGUUGUUUUAGUGAGGAAAUUGAAAUAUUUUCUAUUAGUUGAAAAAUUGAUUGGAAUUUCUAACUAUGGGCCGCAAGAAAAUACAAAUAUCCAAAAUCACCGAUGAACGAAACCGUCAUGUAUGUAAUUUGUAAAACUAUUAUGUAUAUUUAUAUAUUCCUUUUUCAUAGUCAUAAUAUUUGUAAUAUAUUUACAUUUUAUGUAGGUGACAUUUAAUAAACGUAAAUUUGGCGUCAUGAAAAAAGCCUAUGAACUAAGCAUAUUAUGCGAUUGUGAAGUAGCUAUAAUUAUUUUCAACAAGUCCAAUAGGCUGUACCAGUAUGCUAGUACAGACAUGGACCAAAUAUUACUUAAAUACACUGAAUAUAGUGAACCACAUGAAUCAUUAACAAACAAAAAUAUAAUUGAAGUAAAAAUCUUAAUUAUAUUUUUAAUUUGUUUAAACUAUGUUUAUUUAUUAAUAUGUUAAUUAUAGCAAUUGAAUCGACGAGAAGGGUCAAGACUUUCUAAAGACGCUGAUCCCGAUACUGAUGAUGUGAUUGAAGUAAAAGAACAAUUCAUUCCACCGAAACCAAAUAAUUUAAAAGUAAUCCCUACUCCCAGAAUUAAACUUAAGCAUAAUGAUAUUUCUGAUGAAGAAUUCAGAUUACUUAUGGAUCACCCAAGAACAAUGAAAGAUGUAAGUAUUUUUUAUUUAAUUUUUAAAAAAUAAACACCGUACAAUUUAAUUUUUAAAAAUACACAAAUAUAUAUUGGUAAUAUAUUAUUGGAAUAGAAUUGCAAUUUUACGAGAAAGUAUUCUCACAGUUCACCUAAGACAACGUUUCUUAGAGAAUCAGUUUCUAUAGUCUGUCUCAUAAAAGAAUGGUACAGUUUCGCGCAUUGUUAGCUCAUGUGUACCGGGUAGAAGCGAGGUCUAAACGAUUUUUUACAGAUUUAAUUAACAAGCAGUAUAAUAACAGACAUUUAUCAGAUAUCUCUAGUUUUUAGAUUGUUUGCUCGAUAUUUAGGCUGAGAAAGUAAAGGUUUUUAAAUUUAUUUGAAUUUGCUAACAAACAAAUCGGAAAUUCCAUCACCUGAAGCCACAUCAUUAAAUCAUAUUCCAUAGAAAAUACUUGAAGUAUUACAGCGAUCAUUAAUAUAAUACCAGAACUUAUGGGUAUCAUUUAGAAGGGACCUAUUGAUAUUACUUAAGUAUAAUUAAUACACUCAUUUUGACUAUAUCUUAGUCUGAGUGCAUAAUAACAAUCGUUUUCAAGGUUGUUUAAAAUGGUGUGUGCUAUUUUCUUUUUGAAUACUAAACUCCUAUACUCCCAGUGGCCCAUAUAGGAAAAGAUUGCAUUUAACCUUAGUGCCACUUUAUCUACACUUAAACCAUUUAAUUUGAAUUCCUAGUCUUACACAGCUCAGACCAAAUAGAUUAAAAUUAGUCUGGAUUUUACUUAUAUUGUUUUACUAUUAUUAAACAAAAAAUUUAAAUUUUAUUUACACUUUUUUACAAAAUUCGAGAUAACUGGAUACAUUUAUUUUUCAAACAAAAUAUUGUUGUUAUAAAUGUUUACUAAUGAUGAGAUAACAAUGAACAUAUAUAUUUUAUUAUUAUUAUUAUUAUGUAACAAACAUUAUUUUUUUCUGACACUCGUACAAUGUUUCUUGAACUUAACUACCUCGUAUAACGAAGGUUUAUUGUAACUUAAAUAUAAAUAUUUAACAACUCAUUGUCUUUGACGUGAAAAACCUCCUAUAAACCUAUUAAAAUUUUUGAUUUUGAGGUUUUAGUAUUACUAAAUUUAAAAAAAAAAUAUGCUAUCAUAUGACAAUACCUUCUCUGUGCUAUUUUCAUGAAAGAAUUAAUGACAAAUUAAGUACAAAACUUUUCAUGUAUUCUAUCUUGAAUCAUUUGUGAAAUACCUACUAUUAAUUGUCAUUGGAAAAUUUCCUAUGUAAUAUUAAAAAACAUCUUAAUUGAUUUCGCUAAAAAUUUAACUAACAAAAACUCCUAUGUGUUGAAAUAUUUACAAUUUAUACAAUAUAAUUGAGUUUUAUACUUUCAAUAACUAUUGAGUUUUUUACUUGAAUUUUUUUUUAGUUUUACAAUUUUAAAAUUUACUCUUAUCAAUCAUUGAAAAUUUUUGAUUUUUUUAAAACGUUUUUCAAUGUUUCCUAAAAAAUCAGAUUUUAGCAGAUAGAUUUGUUCAUGUCAACGGCGAAAUAUUACACAUUACUAUGAGUACUUAUCAUAGUGAAAGUUAUUAAUAAAUUGACUUUAUUAGUUAGUGGCAAUGGAAACAAUUAAAUAAAAUGUUAUAAAAUAAAUAAUAAAAGGUAAUAUUAAUAUGUACAUUUUUUGUUAAAUUAUAAGCACAUAAAAUAUUGUGACUUAAAAAAUAAUUUUCAACUAUCUAAGUGUUUAGUUAUUCCAAUUAAAAUAUUGAAAUGAUAUAUAUUUAGUAUUUAAUUUAUAGGAUGACAAUAGCCAAGAUAGCGAAUAUGAGUUUAUUCCUGCACCUGUUUCUUCAAAUGAAUCACAAAAGAACCAAAGUAGUUCUUUUUCAAGAGCCAAUACUUCGAGUGAUUCAGAUUUAAGUAAUUCAUAAUUUAAAUAAUUGUCUAAAAUUUAUGUCAGCCAAAUUCCUAAAUUUUAAAUAAUGAUUUGUUUUUAGGCGAUGAUGAAUUGAAAAUAGAUAGUGGUGCUGAUGAUGAUUUUGAAGACAUUGAUGACAGUAUACACACUAAUAAUAUUAGUAAAUAUACUUUUCCACUUACCAACUCUAAAGAGUCUCAGCCUAGUAUCCAACCAAGUAUUAUAUAUACAAACAUAUGUAAAAUAUUUGUACUAAUAAUAUGCAUUAUAUAGUAAUGGAACCUAUUGAAAUUAAAGAAGAAAUUGAUGAAGAUGAAGACAUUGAUGAAAGGGAAAGUGUGCCAAAAAUGUUGAUAAAAAAAUAUAUUCCUGUUGUCGGUCCAAUACGACAAGUUACACACAACACUGAUUCAAGUAAUGAGUACUAACAUUUUCAUUAUUUAUUCAUUAAACAUUUUUUUUUUUUUUUUUUUAUAGUGGAAAUUGUAGAUUCUGAUGAAAAUGAUGAGGUUAAUGAAGCAGAAAUUGACGAAGAAGAUGAGGAUGUACACAAUAUUUCAAGGAAAUAUACAUGUCCAAUCGCACCAAGACUGCAAUCCAUGCCCAAUGCUCAAUCAAGUAUAAUCUAGAAAUUUUGAUUUAAAAUUUAAUUUAAUUGUAAUUAUUUUGAUUUAGGUCUGCACCGCAAUAUAAAUAAGUCUCCGAAAGAGCGAAUUUUCCAAGUCCGUUAUCGUCCCUAUAAUAAUAUUCUACCAACUUCUAAAAAAUUUAUAAAAAAACAGACACAAAGACAGUCCAUAGAAAUUCAAACUGAAAAUAAAGAUAAUAUUGAACUAGAUGUUCAUGAAUCAUGUAGCACUAUAAAACAGGAUCAAGACGUAAAAAUAACAAUGCAACCUCGAACUUAUGGCCCUAGAAUGGAUAAACCACGUAUUCGAAUAAAAACUCCCGAAAGUGUGAAUACUCAACUGUUAAACAACAGUGAAACAACUGAUUUAUAGAAUUAAGUAUAAGUAUUUCAUUGAAACAUUCCAAAUUAUACCAUUUUUUUAAACAACUUUUUUUUAAGAUAUUACAUUAAUUUUAGUUAAAUUGUAUUAAUUUGUGAUUUAUACUAUUAUUAUACUGCAGCAUUUUUAAAUGUAGCCAUUUAAAAUAAUAUUUUCAAUUUAAUGACCCGAUAUAUAUGUCUUAAUUUUAAACCGUUGUCAAUAUUCAACUAAUUGUGAAUAUGUUAAAUAUGUUUUUUUUUUUUUUUAAUAUUGUAUUGACUUUUGAAACUCAAUUUUAAUUGUAUGUCCUAAUAUUCUAUCAUUUUUAAAUUCGUCAAUUGAAUUGAAUAUUAUUGAAAUCUAGAUUAAAUUUUCAUUUCAUUAAUUACUAUUAUUAUUAUCAAACCAUAUUUCUUUACAUAUAUAUGAUUUAUUUCAAGCUAUAUUUAUAAUAAAAUCAUCAUCCUGAGACCGAUAAUUAUAUUAUAUGCUUAAUUAAUGGGAUUUGAUUUAUGAGUUCUAUAUUAGAUUAUUGACCUAUCUUUUAUCUAUUAAGAAAUAAUUUUAUUUUGAUAACCUAUUAAUCUCAAAAUCUUAACUUAAAUUUCCCCAACAAACUUUUAUACGGUUCCAUUAAUGCACCUGAAUUUCUUGCUGAGGUUAAUUUUAGGAUUCCUGGUGUAUUCUCCGGGUUAUUUGCUCCCUACUACCAUUCUCCUGCACCUCAUCAACUGUCCAGAAAAUGAGAACUAGCUUCUCUUCAUGUUGCUGUACCUAGGGUAAACACCUGUAAUGUAAAAUAAAAUAAAACUUAUUGACACAAAUACCCA
Messenger RNA from Cinara cedri, 4831 nucleotides. The record is from the annotation of a GenBank genome assembly. Lineage: Eukaryota; Metazoa; Arthropoda; Insecta; Hemiptera; Aphididae.